Messenger RNA from Cyprinodon variegatus (sheepshead minnow), 4559 nucleotides. It is a transcript of the gene arid4a, whose product is annotated as AT-rich interaction domain 4A. NCBI's taxonomy places the organism in Eukaryota, Metazoa, Chordata, Actinopteri, Cyprinodontiformes, Cyprinodontidae. Gene Ontology annotation, molecular function: transcription cis-regulatory region binding. The record is from RefSeq and is a predicted model, not a curated record. The annotation marks the transcript as partial. Gene Ontology annotation, biological process: regulation of transcription by RNA polymerase II. The transcript has 20 exons. Gene Ontology annotation, cellular component: nucleus.
UGUGUGUUUCAGGCAGCAGACGAGCCUGCCUACCUGACAGUGGGGACAGAUGUCAGCGCCAAGUACAGAGGAGCCUUCUGUGAGGCCAAAAUCAAGACGGUCAAACGCAUGGUCAAGGUCAAGGUGACCCUGAAAGGUGAAAGCACGUCCCAGGUGGUGCAGGACGACCAGGUCAAAGGGCCUCUGAGGGUGGGCUCCACUGUGGAGGUGAAGACCAAUGAGGGUUUGAGCAGCGAAGCCGUCAUCAGUAAGCUGACGGACGCCAGCCUCUACACCGUAGUUUUUGACGACGGUGAUGAGAAAACCCUUCGUCGGACAUCCCUGUGUCUGAAGGGUGAGCGACAUUUUGCAGAGAGUGAGACGCUGGACCAGCUGCCGCUGACCAACCCGGAGCAUUUCGGCACCCCGGUCAUCGGCAAAAAAUCCAACCGAGGAGGACGGCGUUCAUCCCAGGCUGUGGCUGAUGAGGAGAACGACACUUCAUCCAGCGAGGAAGAGGAAGAUGACAAGAAGAGGCUGAACGAUGAGCUGCGGGGACAGAUCUGCAGCAUAGAGAAUGUGGAGGACUCUGAUCAGUGGUUCAUGGCUCUGGUGUUGUCCCCCAGUUGUAACGAGGAGCUGGUGGUGAAGAAGGACCAGUGUCUGGUCAGGUCCUUCUGUGAUGGCAAAUUUUACACCGUGGGGAGGAGACACGCCCACGUCGUUAACACCAUGAGCAUUUCCAAGUCCGAUUUUUCCAAGAGGAAAGGUAUUAAAGAAGCCCAGAUGUUUCUAAGGAGCCGGGAGGUUCCAGACGUUUGGAAGAUGGACAUGAGUCAGAUUCUAGACUCCUCUAGUGAGGAUGACAAAGAUGACAAGGAUAGCGAGGCAGAGGAGGAGGAGGAAGACGCUGAAGAUGAGAAGAGAAAGAGGCACAUAAAAGAGGAGCCUGAGGAGGAGGCAGACCCCGAGGAGAAGGAGAACUUCCUCCAGCAUCUCUACAAAUUUAUGGAGGACAGAGGGAACCUUCAGCAGGGAGAGCAGAGCCUUUUUUAUCCCUCUGCUUUAUCAGCUGAGUUUGAUCCCGCGCAUUUGAGAUUUGUUGGGUUUUUCUUGCUUCGCUGUUUUAGGAGCGAGGAGGAUGAGGAUGGAGACUCGUUGGCCGGAACAAAGGUCAGGGUGAAGUACGGCAGAGGAAAAACUCAGAAGAUCUAUGAGGCACACAUCAAGAAGACGGAUGUGGACAACGGAGAACAAUUCUACUUGGUGCAUUACUACGGCUGGAACGUUAGGUAUGAUGAAUGGGUGAAGGCUGACCGCAUCAUUUGGCCUGCGGAGAAAGGAACUAAGAAGAGGCAGAGGAAAAAGGUGAAGAACAAAGAUAAGGAAGAACCAGAAAAAGAAGAAGAGAAGCCUGCAUCCAUAACGCCUGUGAAGCCACCCGGCUUGAAGCGAGGUCGUCCUCAAAUCAGGACCACCCCCUCAGGACGCAGCGUUUCCAAAACCCCCAGCAGUGAGGGCCAGUCCAAUGGCAGGAGCGUGCGGUCAGAGGUCACACCUUCCCUGGCAAAUGGAAACGAUACGCCUCGCAGGAAAAAAAGAACACCUGGCAUGUAUGAGUCUGAUCAGGCCUCCAACGAAGAUUCUGGGAACUCCUCAGAUGACAGCGAAACGGACAAUGGACCGGAGAAGACGGAGAAACCGUCUCCAUGGCGAGGGGGAUCUGAGCCUCAGACCCGUGAGCCAGAGGAGGAGGAGGAGGAGGAGGAGCCGGCGCAGCCGGAGGAGCAGGAGGGGGAGACGUCUGCACCGGAACCUGCUGAUGUUGAUGACAUGAAGGCCGAAGCAGCGUCUCCAGAGGUCGCAGCACCGCCGUGUCCCAGCAUGCCUCAGGAGGAGGCGGACCAACCAGAGAAGCAGCAGCAGCAGGGGGUGGAGCCUGCGGUGGAGCCCAGUGGGACAGCAGUCCACCUGGAGAAGAAUAAAGCAAGUCCUGUGAUGCGGACGUUACCCAUCCAAGACAAGAGCAGGGUGUCCCCUGGACAGGAAGUGAUGCUGGACGAGUCCCUCCCACCUGAGAGACAGCAGGCCGCGCCCUCCUCACCCAGCAGCACGGCUGAGGAAGAAAGCUCCUCCCCCAGAGGGAAAGGUCGCAGGGCAAAUCCCAGAGAGUCCGCUCCUGAGACUCCACCCACAACCCCGCAGUGCAACGCUAGCCCCGCCCCCAGCUCCCUGCAGGUCACACUCCUGACUACUCCUCCCCGGGGGAUGAAGAGACAAGAAGAACCCAUGGUGGUCCUACGAUGCCUCCCCUCCCAGCACCUCCCCACCAAGCCCCUGUCCGUUAACUCGGACACGGACUCCGCCACAGAGGAGGAGGAGGAGGAAGAGGAGGCGGGGCCUAAACAGAAGAGUAGUUCACCACUGAAACGUAAAGCAACAGAUCAGAGAACGGCAGAGAAGAAGCUCUGCACGGAGGACAGGAAGGAGGAAGGCCCCCCCGCGCCGCCCACAGUCCCCCCCCUGCCCCAGCCGUCUGAGCAAAGCGGGGAUGAAGGGGGGGAGGCGGAGGAGCAGCCUCGCCCAGAGGAGAAGAAGGAUAAUGUGGUGGAGGAGGAGAAGCUGUCGCCAUGUGGAUCUGCAGAGAUGCAUUCUGGGACAGAGGCCCAAAGCCCCCCCCCGGCCGAAGAGCUGGACCCUCAGAUCGGUCCCGAGGCUCUCGUCUGCCACGAGGUGGACCUGGACGACCCGGAUGAGAAGGAGAAGCCCCCCUCCUCGUCGGACUGCCUCCUCCUCAUGAUGCGGGAGCAGAACCAGGCUCCGCCCCCUCUGCCACUCGCCAUUCAACCCCCCCAGCCUCAGGUCAGAUCCUUCCUCAUAGCUGCCCCUCCCACCGUCAUUUCUGAGGAGCCCCACCCUCCCAAGGACCCUGCUGAGGAGGAGCGGGGCUGCAGCCGGGGGGAGCAGGGGGGAGACUCCAGUCCUGGCUUUGAAGGAAGCACCUCCUCCUCUUCCUCACUGCUGUUUCUGCAGGAGAACAAGGACAGAGGUCAGAAGAGGGUGAACGACGUGAACUCCAGCCUGACGGCCAAGAAACACAAACGGAACCAGAAACGGACCCUGACCCCCGCCAAGGCCGACAAGAACGGAGCAGGUCACAGCAGCGACAGCGAGGACCAGUCUCGUCUCUCAUCGCUGUCCAAAUCCCAGAAGUCCCGUUGUCCCGGUCUGUCCUCUCCGUCCUCGCACAGUAAAGACAAACAUGGCUUCCCCUCCCCACAGCGCUCCUACAAGUGGACACUGCAGCUUGAUGAGUUGGACAGCAUGUCGAGCACAGAGAGGAUCUCCUUCCUGCAGGAGAAGCUGCAGGAGAUCAGGAAGUACUACAUGAGCCUGAAGUCUGAGGUGGCCUCCAUCGACCGGCGCAGGAAGAGACUAAAAAAGAAGGAGAGAGAAGUAUCCAACACCACGGCGUCCACCUCCUCAGGCUCCUCAGACACAGGCAUGAGUCCGUCCUCGGCCUCGCCGGCUCAGAACACCGUGGCGGUGGAGUGCAGGUGAUGACACGCCCACGUGGGGCGCGUCCCUUCAGCCCACAGACUUCGGACACUUAAAUCAGGACGCUGCACUGAGCUCCUGGCUGAUGGAGCUGAGACGGGGAGGCGAUUGAAGGCGGGCCUUUAUGCACUGGUGCAGACGUGUCCUCCAUCCCUGUCCUCCAGGGUGACCGUGUUCCUGUCCAGAACCAUCUGAUGACUCCGUUUGGUUUCAGGGUCAGGAACCAGUAGGUCCGCUUCAACCCAAACACAUCCAGCAGGUUUUCCUUUACUGGGAGCCAAACGAGGACAAAGACGACGUUCUAGGUUCACUUUUCUGAUUGAAUGAUUUUAUUUUGAUUGGUCCAGAGUUAUCCUAAUCGUUUUCUUCUGUUAAACAGAAUUUCUUCUGUUUGGAUCAAGUUUUGUUCCUCUUUAGAUAAAUAUUGGAUUUAAGAUUUUUUUUUUAAAGGCUUUUAUGAAUUUCUGAGGUAGAAUUAAAUUAGUUUGAAUUAAAUCUUCUAACUGACCUGGUUUCGGUCCACUAAAGUUUAAAAGAUGAUGGGAAUUUGGAUCACAUGAAAUCACUCAGAGAAAAUGUGAAAACUGAAAUGUUUAAAAAGAGAUGUUCUGAAACAGGAAGAGUCCUGAAACCGAGUCUCCUCCAGGUCCGAACCGGUUUCUGGACUCGGCGUUCCGCCCCUCCCUCCCUCUGCUCAGCAUCAGGUUCAGACGGACGGCUGCUACCAGCUCCUCCACGUUGGCUUGUUUUGUACAUAAAAUGUUAAAAGAAUAAAACCACACCUGUAUUUGAGAACUACGUUUUACACCCCAGAAGAAUAAUUUCUAGUAUUUUCUAAGAGACUGUUUGUACUGUAGUUGUUUACUCCUCGGUUGUUUGUUUUGGGUUCUCAUGUGUUUUGCUGGCAGAGAUUUGAGAGCAAACAUGUAAAUAGAGAAAUGCACACAAGCCAUGCUACAAGUGUGUGUGCAGCAAGCAGCGCUCUCUGUUUCUAAUAAAGUUUUUAACCAGAUCUGCUGCAG